UAUCUCCGCAGUUUUGUUGAUCUUUUUUAAAAAUAUCUUUGUAUGGAAUUGUCAUGCCCAAACAGUUGUUGGCAAAACCUUAGAUAGCAAUGAAAUGCAAUAGGAAUGGAGUUUUAAGUUUUUAACCAUUAUUUCGAAUCUUUUGUGGUGAACUGUGUUUUCAUUAUUUAUUAAAUCAUUAAUUAGAAUAAACAUAAAUACAAGAAAUAUUGCAUAGACAAUAUUUCAUUAGAAAUAUAUAAUCAGAACACAAGUUUUGAUACACAUCACAAGUUUAUUUCUCCCAAAUCACUCAAAGAAACGGUGACAACUGAUGCGGAACACAGUUUGAAAAACCCCGACUUACCUUACAAAUAAGUUUAAGUUAGACAAUCAAUUAUGGCAGUAAGGAGCAUCCGUAUAUAUUUAAAACCAAUCGUCAAUAGACCGCUUCAGCUGAGGGUUAAUCUCGUAACUCUCAACUGUUAAUAAAUUUACGAAAGCAAUAUUUUUGUUAAGAACAAUAUUUACACAAUGCAAAUGUCAAAUAAGCCCUAAUCAAAAAUAACAUAUGUAUAUAUAUUAAACACGACGAAAACUUAUUAAAUAUUGUUAAUGAUAAAGGACGACACCAUGCUUCUAAAGAAAGGUAACUCUAGCACUAUUUCAGUCCAGCUUUGGACAAGACUGGUUUGGCCUGCGUGUGCGUGCGGGACCAACUUGGAUAUGCAGAUGCCAUCUGACAAGUGGCUUACUGUUUGUUGUUCCUGAAGGUCACCUUCUUUCCUUCUCUUUGCAGAUAGUUGAAGUCAUUGAAAAAGUAACGUUUUCUUCAAUGUUUUAAGUUAUUCGUUUCUCUGGUAAAUACCCCUGAACACUUAUCGUUUUGGAUUUUUAUUGCAUUUCUUCAUUCUUGAAUUGAAAUUAUGAUUGAUUGAUCCCAGCAUACUAACUUGUCUUAACGAUGCUGAUUGAUUGAUUGCAUUAUCGUAUCUGUCAGUAUUUGUGAUUUAAGUUUUGAAGUUAAAGAGGGGUAGAAUAAAAAGAAAAGAGGAAAUCAUAAAACCAACGUUUCAGGUGCUAAGUUCUUGUCUAUGGAAUAUAGAUAUUCAGGCGCAUUCAAAACAGACAUUGUAUAUGGCUUCUUGCACCUAUUAGCUAAUCUUGUUAUACCAAUUGACCAUAUUACAUAGGAAAUAUUAACAAAACUUUGUAAUAGUGUAAUGACUAUUACAUAAAUAGAAUGUCUAUUUUACUAUUUCGAUAGUCAGGUCAGCUGACUCCUUCCAAACACGGACUUGAUUUUUUCAUGUUUUUUUUUCUUUGAAUUUUAAUUCUGUUUAUAGCCAGCAGUGACUACUUCAGUUAGUGGCAAUUUUUAUCUUAAUAUAAUUUAUUUUUGGGAGAUUGAGAGAAAGAUAGUAAAUAAGUGUGCUUGACUUGAAGAUAAAGAUGGGGAAUACAACAUCUGGUAAACGACACAAUUCUGGGGACGAUGCCGGACCUACGAUAACAGCAAACCGACUAGGGGAUAUUUCUCUCGAAGAUGACUUCGCACCAAGCCUCUUCAAGACAUCAAGACCUAGUCGAGAUUUGCCACUCGAUACAUAUCAGCGUCCACGGUCAAAUACAGUUACACAUAGUCCAACACUGGUGGAAAAAUGUUUGCCAACAGUUUUCAGAUGGGAGGGAGCAGCAAAAGAAGUCUGCUUGUCAGGGAGCUUCAACAACUGGAAAAAUACAAUACCCUUAGCUAAAAGCACUGUACGACUAACAGACAGAGGCAGACAGAGACACGAUUCUGAUGGUAAUGGUGAUUUCUUCACAAUUUUGAAUCUUCCUGAGGGAGAACACCAAUACAAAUUCUAUGUGGAUGGUCAAUGGAUGCAUGAUCAGAAUGAGCCGACAGUUCCAAACGCAAUGGGGACAUUGAAUAAUGUGGUAGUUGUUAACAAAAGUGAUUUUGAAGUAUUUGAAGCCCUGGCAAUUGACAGUGAAAAUUCUGGUAAUAAAAGAAAAAGUGAUUAUGGUCAAGAAAUACCUCCACGGCGGUCAGAUAAAAUAGCUGGUCCACCUUUCAUUCCUCCUCAUUUACUGCAAGUAAUUUUGAAUAAAGAUACUCCUGCCCAUUGUGAACCAAUACUUUUACCUGAGCCCAACCAUGUUAUGCUAAAUCAUUUGUACGCUUUAUCAAUUAAGGAUGGUGUAAUGGUUCUUAGCACUACCCACCGGUUUCGUAAGAAGUAUGUGACUACAUUGCUGUACAAGCCAAUCUAAGAAUGCGUGUGCAUAUGUACAUAGACUUGCUUUGUGUGUGUGCAUGUAUAUAUGGAAACUAUAUAUAUAUAUAUAUAUAUAUAUAUAUAUAUAAAAAAAGAAAACAUUUAGGUAUAAGUGUAUACUUAAUAUUUAAACUGAUUUCACUGUGACUGACAAAAUCACCAAAGAAACUCGAACUUUGUUUUGCCUAAUGCAAUCAUUAAGUAUACAUUUGUAUAGUUGUCUGUUUUUUGACAGUUAUCCUAUACAAUAAUGGUAAUUUGUCAAUUGAAAAAUUUAAUUAAAAGUUUACCUUUUUCUAAUGUAUAAAAAAAUACUUUCAAGUCCAUCAGUAGAAAACAAAAGCAUCAGGUUUUGGUUUACACAAGUGAUAUUUUCCCAUUAUUGCUUAUGAAAUGGUCAUAGUUUAUCAGUUCUUUUAAGGCCAUUACUCUUAGCUAAUAACAAAUAUUUUAGUAUAUACAUUGCUGGUACUCAUUGUUAACAUUUAUAUAAUCAUUUUUUAUGAGUAUAAUUUUACAUAGGAUUUUAUUUAUUUUUGAAAAUUCAGUGAAUUUCAAAAUUAUUUGUAGUGUAAAAGAUGAAUGAAAAACGAUGGCUAGGAAUGAAAUAGUGAAAAACCAAAGAAAAAAAGAAAGUGGGUAUUUAAUUGGUCCCAAUUCAUGGGAUAUAUACACACACACACAUACAAGUUUUAAAGUAGUUUAGCAGUUAAGUGACCAGCUCUUGUGAAUUAUGGAAAAUAGUUUAUCUGUGAAAACAAAUUCAGAUUAAUGAGACAACAAUGGUAUAUGUAUGACAUGACUAAUUUCUCAACUAAUCUCAACCACAGUCUUGCUUUGUUUUUUUUAAUCCUCUAGACUUGCCUCUUAGAGAAUUUUACCAUUGCAUAAACUCUUACUCAGGCAUAUUUGUGUUAAAAUCUACUGAUCUUCCUCCCUCUCCAAAUAGUGAAAUUGAAGUAUCUUCUUACCUGCUUGUCUUUUCAAAUCUUUUGACUGGAGAUCUAAUGUAAAUAUCUUUUCCCAUUCUUCUAUAAUAAUUUUAACUAAAGUUACUCCACCUCUCUUUAUGAAACAUUCAUUAUGUAAAAUUCAUUUAUAUAUUUCACAAACUGGAUAUUUGCAUUUAAACUCAAUGCAAGAUUUUGAUGUUGUGAACUACUUUCAUCAAACAUUAACAUGAUGUAGAUAUGCAUGGCUAUGUGGUGAAGAAGUUUGCUUUGCAAACCACAUAGCUUUGGGUUCAAUCCGACUGUGCAACACCUUGGGCAAGUGUCAUCUACCAUAGCUCAGAUUGACCAAAUAUGUGUAUGUGUAAAUGAAUAUUUGUGUAUGUAUGUUGGGCAUGUAUGUGUUUGUGUCUCUCUCUCAUCAGUUUGUAUAGAUAUAUAUAUCUGUGUGUGUGUGUGUGUGUGUCUGCGUGUGUGUGUAUAUAUAUAUGUAUAGGCGAGAAAUCUGUAAAACAGGUGCUUUAUGAACAAUGUCCCUUGAGAUAUUUGUUCUGCAUCAAGUUAGACACUCUCUUGUCACUCAUUAUCAGAAAUGCAAUGAACAGUGAUUGGCCCAUUAGAAACUUGUUAAUCAAUGAGACUAUUGUUCACAAAUUGCUACAUAAAAUAAAUUCAAACAAAUAAUUAUCAUGCUGCUUGCUCUCUUUCCCUUCUCCUUAUUCCCCUGCCCCCACCUACUUUUUCAUUCAAAUAAAAUAGUGAAUUUGUUUUUUCAUUCUCUGACUAGAGAGAUGCUCAUCAUUUUAAAUAUUGUUUUUAAUUUUCUUUUUUCUUUUCUAUGAUAAACCCAUUGAAAUACUUUAGUCUUAUCAUAAAGUGCCUUUUCUUCCCUGGACCCUCCCCCCACCUUCCCAAAAAAAUGGAUGAAACUUUUUCAUUGGACUCUUGGGCCUAAUGAUAGCAUUAAUAUGAGUGUUUCAAUGAAAUGUUUUAAUUAAAAACACCGUUAACUUUUAUCUGCUCUCUCCCUUUUCUCCUUCCCAGUUUGUUGUAAUUAAAACCUCGUUGUUUUCUCCAUUCAAA
Molecule: messenger RNA, 4294 nt
Organism: Octopus sinensis (East Asian common octopus)
Lineage: Eukaryota; Metazoa; Mollusca; Cephalopoda; Octopoda; Octopodidae
Product: 5'-AMP-activated protein kinase subunit beta-2
Exons: 8
Coding region: 1432-2256 (274 amino acids)
Biological process (GO): signal transduction
Cellular component (GO): cytoplasm; nucleus; nucleotide-activated protein kinase complex
Molecular function (GO): protein kinase binding
Source: RefSeq, a predicted model, not a curated record